AUGCCAACAGAAGAAAUCAAAACUAAUCCCAAAUACCAGAAGCAAAUUGACAAGUCGUUUGCGGUUAUAUAUCACAACCUGAAACGGAUACAUGAUGCCAAGCCAACAGAGGCGAAACAACUCGAAAUUACGGACCCUGGUUCGUCGUCACAGCGUAGAAAAAACCGUUCAUAUUCUUCGCCAUCAGAGAGAACUCUCGUGGGUACGGAAAAAACACCUUUGGCAACGACACACCAAAAUCCAACUCACUUCAUAGUAAAACAAAGAUAUCUUUCCUCCAUGCAAGGUUCUAAAACAGAGGGGCUAAAGAACAGAAGAGUGAGUUUUUCAGUGGACACACUUACCAGUUUUAGAUAGUGUUUGAAAUGGUACGAGACCCUACCAGACAAGGAUCGAAACUUUCAGCCGAUGUUCUACACCGUUCAUUAACGAAAAAGGUCCGUCCUUGGUUGUAGAUUUAUCAUCCUUUCAUCUAUCAUACCUGUCAAGUGAUCGCCAUUUUCUGAUAACUUAAUGAAAGAGUGUGUUUUUAAAGCAGGUUAGCGUUAUUAUUAUCGGGACUGAUUUUGUGAAAAGAUACGAAAUGAGUGAGAAGUGUUUUUGAUGUUUCACCUAACUUUUUGAGGUUCUUGGUUAGAUAGGACCUAUGUAUGUUUGGAGGUGGUAGAUGGUAGAUGCGCUCUUGUUCUGUCAUUGUAUAUUCUGCCUUUCUUUAAUGUUUAAAUCGCCACUGACGUUCGAAGGGCCACCUCUUACGAGGGGCUCUAUAAACUCUAUGGAAGGCAGCUUGGAAGUCUUGUCUUAGGGCAUUACAUAUUUUGAUUGCCAGACUGAUCUUUGUACUGUAUCUUACUGUACUGUAUCAUCAGUGCGUUGCUGCAGUUAAGUAAAUCAUGCCUGUAGUAUAUUUUAACGCCGACAAAACUCUCAGUGUCAGAAGAAGACCAGCUAUUUACAUUUUUUUCUCAAAAUUUUACGAUUAUCAGUAAAAACUAGUCGAAGUCUGCGGAGCAAAAGAUUCAAAGAAGCUUGAAGGAAUGAAACGAACCCACGGGCGCAGGAUCCACGUAUUUGUCAAGUUCACCUGACUCGGAAGCAGUCGUCAUCUCUUUAGGCAGAUCAACAAGGUAGCAAAACCACGAUUCAUCAUGGAAAAGCAAUAAUUUUCAAGCCUAUAUUUGUCUGUGAUCACUUUUUUUUUAUAUACAGGAAGCUGGGCAUGCAUUCCAGUGAACUACUAUCGAAAAUUCGAGCAUAGUCAGCAAGGGACGAGUUUAUUUUAAGACCUCAUUAGAAGCAAUUAAAAGGGUCUUUGUUCACUUUUUUUUUGGUUUAGGCUUUUACCUUGAAUACCUGGACAAACGUUUUUCGUGUAUGCCACUGAUAAAUCUAGGUAUUGAUCUCAAGACAAGCACAACGUACUAA
Molecule: messenger RNA, 1425 nt
Organism: Pocillopora meandrina
Lineage: Eukaryota; Metazoa; Cnidaria; Anthozoa; Scleractinia; Pocilloporidae
Source: the annotation of a GenBank genome assembly